AUAAAGCAGCUCAACAUUGCACCGUCUGUUGUGGAGUUUCACCUGUUACAGUAACACGAGAUCUUAGCCAAAUUUGAUUAAACAAUUAGAUUUAUAUAUAUUGUUUUCUAAUAUCUAGUGCAGUCAACCCCCUCUACUUGGUCUAAUUGCCCAGAAACUGGUCUCCUUGCCUGGAAAAUGAUCAAGAAUCCCCGCGCCAACCCUGAUGAACCUUCAAUCCAAAAGCUCAAAUUCAAAUUCAAGCGCCCCAUUUUGUCAAAACCCCAACAAAUUAGCAUCCUCCACCUCCUAAUUUUCACUCUUCUUCAAUCCUCACCUUCACUAGCUUCCCUGCACCCAAAGCCGCCCCCACUCCCAAUUCUCCCAAUCCCAAGUGCACAGCAGCUCUCAUGGCAGCUAACAGAAAUGGCCCUGUUCCUGCACUUUGGAACCAACACUUUUACGGGCUCAGAAUGGGGUACAGGCCAUGUUGAUCCAUCAGUCUUUAAUCCCACUAAAUUAGAUGCCACCCAAUGGGUCAAAGUGGCCAAAGAUUUUGGCUUUUCUAAAGUUAUCCUGACUGCUAAGCACCAUGAUGGGUUCUGCCUCUGGCCUUCUGAGUAUACUGAUUAUUCGGUUAAGUCUAGUCCUUGGAAGAAUGGGAGUGGUGAUGUUGUUGGGGAGCUAGCUGAGGCUGCAAGAAUUGCUGGAGUGAAGUUGGGGCUUUAUCUUUCUCCUUGGGAUAGGCAUGAGUCUUGUUAUGGCAAGACUCUUGACUAUAAUGAGUAUUAUAUGGGGCAAAUGACUGAGCUCCUCACAAGAUAUGGUGUGGUGGAAGAGGUUUGGUUAGAUGGAGCAAAAGGUGAGGGGGAGAAGGAUAUGGAGUAUUUCUUUGAAGAUUGGUUUAGUCUUAUUCAUCAGCUACAGCCUAGAGCAGUCAUUUUCUCAGAUGCUGGGCCUGACACUAGGUGGGUGGGAGAUGAGGGUGGUUAUGCUGGGAAUACUUGCUGGUCCCUCUUUAACUGCAGUGCUGCAAAGAUUGGUGAUACUGAUCCAAAAUAUUCACAGGAGGGAGACCCCUUUGGCUGUGACUGGGUUCCUGCAGAGUGUGAUGUAUCAAUCAGGCCUGGUUGGUUCUGGCAUGCAUCUGAAGUUCCAAAAUCUGCCAGAACUCUUCUCGAUUUGUACUACAAAUCAGUUGGUAGAAACUGUCUUCUGUUGUUAAACGUACCCCCAAACUCUUCAGGCCUGAUAUCUGAUGAGGAUAUUCAAGUCCUUCGGGAAUUCAAUGAGCUCCGAAGCUCCAUAUUUUCCAAUAAUCUAGCAGAAGGGGGUCUUCUUUCUGCCAGCAGUGUCCGAGGAGGUUUAGCAGGUACUAGGUUUGGCCCUCAGAAUAUCCUUGAGAAAGGUAUCUUGUCUUACUGGGCUCCUGAUAAGCAGCAAGCAAACUGGGUAAUAUAUUUAGAUUUUCAAGAACAUGUUACUUUCAACGUCUUAGAAAUUCAAGAGCCAAUUCAUAUGGGGCAGCGGAUUAUCGAGUUCCAUCUAGACAUUUUAAAUGAGAAAGGACAAUGGCAGACGGUGAUAGAUGGCACGACUGUGGGAUAUCGAAGGCUGCUACAAUUUUCUAUAGUUGAAUCCUAUCACUUGAGGCUUGUUAUAGACAAGUCUCGAGGAGACCCUCUGAUUGCUUAUGUGGGAAUAUAUCUAGAUUCAUUUUCCAUAGUAGGAUAUGCCACUCAUAAAAGAUCUAAUUCUUUCUUCAAUAAAGCACUCAAGCCCUUCAGCAAGCUAAAGCUAUCCAGUUUCUAACUCUUUCCCUUUGUUUUGGCUUGCAUUUGCUAGAAUGUACAGGAGCUGAUAUUUUAUCACUAAAAGCUGCUGUUAAUUGUGUUGUAUAUCUAUACUUUUGACAAUUACUCAAGGAAAUCUCAUCUACUCUUGUGAAGUAA
This is a messenger RNA of Coffea eugenioides, 1931 nucleotides long. Its product is annotated as alpha-L-fucosidase 1. Bases 178 to 1791 code for a protein of 537 amino acids. Gene Ontology annotation, cellular component: lysosome. The record is from RefSeq and is a predicted model, not a curated record. Gene Ontology annotation, biological process: fucose metabolic process; glycoside catabolic process. Gene Ontology annotation, molecular function: alpha-L-fucosidase activity. The transcript is spliced from 3 exons. NCBI's taxonomy places the organism in Eukaryota, Viridiplantae, Streptophyta, Magnoliopsida, Gentianales, Rubiaceae.